This is a messenger RNA of Plasmodium knowlesi strain H, 753 nucleotides long. Its product is annotated as phosphoglycerate mutase, putative. The transcript is spliced from 3 exons. NCBI's taxonomy places the organism in Eukaryota, Apicomplexa, Aconoidasida, Haemosporida, Plasmodiidae. Gene Ontology annotation, biological process: glycolytic process. Gene Ontology annotation, molecular function: intramolecular phosphotransferase activity. The record is from RefSeq and is a predicted model, not a curated record. Bases 1 to 753 code for a protein of 250 amino acids.
AUGACGACAUACACGUUGGUUCUACUAAGGCAUGGUGAAAGCACUUGGAACAAGGAGAACAAAUUCACGGGAUGGACGGAUGUACCCCUCAGUGAACAAGGAGAAAAGGAAGCCAUAUCCGCCGGAAACUACCUAAAGGAGAAGAAUUUCCGCUUCGACGUCGUGUACACGUCGGUGUUGAAGAGAGCCAUCACCACAACCUGGAAUGUGCUGAAGACAGGAGAACUGCUACACGUACCUGUUAUUAAAACAUGGAGACUAAAUGAAAGGCAUUAUGGAUCUCUACAAGGAUUGAACAAAUCUGAAACGGCAAAAAAAUACGGAGAGGAACAAGUGAAAAUUUGGAGAAGAUCCUAUGAUAUCCCUCCUCCCAAGUUGGAUAAAGAAGAUAGUAGAUGGCCAGGACAUAAUGUCGUUUACAAGAAUAUCCCAAAGGAUGUGCUACCCUUUACGGAGUGUUUGAAAGACACCGUCGAAAGAGUUUUACCCCUCUGGUUCGAUCACAUAGCACCUGAUAUAUUGGCAAAUAAAAAGGUUCUUGUAUCAGCACAUGGAAAUAGCUUGAGAGCGUUAGUCAAACAUUUAGAUAAAUUAACCGAAGCAGAUGUUUUGGAGCUCAACAUUCCAACGGGUGUUCCCCUAGUGUAUGAGUUGGAUGAAAAUCUCAAGCCAAUUAAACACUACUACCUGAUGGACAGUGAGGAACUCAAGAAAAAAAUGGACGAAGUAGCAAAUCAGGGAAAGGCCAAAUGA